CGGGGUGACUCUGGGUAAGGAUCAGACUCUUUCUCAACCAUGCUUGCCCUGACUCCAGUCCUGGUAGCAGUUGUCUGCAUUUUGAUUCUAUGGAUAUUUAAAGCUGCUGAUAGAAGCUCAGAGACCAAGAAAAGGGAGCCCCAAACUCAGCCCUGGGAGGAUGAAGACUUGAAAGAUAGCACUGACCUCCACCCAGUGGAAGAAGAUGCUGAGGAGCAGCAGGAGUCAGAGGAACAUGUUGAGCACAUCCCGUUCUCCCACACCCGCUAUCCCGAGGAGGAAAUGGUUAAGAGAGCGCAGGAAUUUUAUGAACUUCUCAGUAAGAGACGGUCGGUCAGGUCCAUCAGUAGUGAGCCUGUCCCAAUGGAAGUCAUUGACAUUGUCAUCAAAACAGCAGGAACAGCCCCCAGCGGGGCCCACACAGAGCCCUGGACCUUUGUGGUGGUGAAGGACCCAGACAGGAAGCACCAGAUCCGGGAGAUCAUCGAGGAGGAGGAGGAAAUAAACUACAUGAGGAGAAUGGGACCCCGCUGGGUUACGGACGUGAAGAAACUGAGAACCAAUUGGAUUAAAGAGUACUUGGACAAGGCCCCUGUUUUGAUUCUCAUUUUCAAGCAAGUACAUGGUUUUGCUGCAAAUGGCAAGAAAAAGACCCAUUACUACCAUGAGAUCAGUGUGGCCAUCGCGUGCGGCAUCCUGCUCGCGGCGCUGCAGAAUGCAGGGCUCGUGACGGUUACUACCACUCCUCUCAACUGUGGCCCUCGUCUGCGGGAGCUCCUGGGCCGCCCCCCACAUGAAAAGCUGCUGAUGCUGCUGCCCGUGGGAUACCCCAGCAAAGAGGCCACGGUGCCUGACCUCAGACGGAAGACUCUGGGUGAGAUCAUGGUGAAGGUGUAGGCAGGAGCCUGCCCUGGAGACCGCAGACGGCGCUCGGACGACAUCUGCAUCUGCGCUGGCUGCUCACUUGCUCCCUGUGCAAGUCUGUUCUGCCGGGACUCACGGGGAAGGCCACCUGACGUCUAGACCUCUUUCCUAUCUUCUAGCACUUUGCGUCCUAUGAGCCCUGUUCAGGGACUUGUGGAGUGAGAGACGAGCGAGCAGGCACGCUUCAAUUUCUCUCUUUUUUCUUUCUUUUUGUUAAUUUAGGAAUUUUUACUGUUCGAGAUACUUUAUAUUUUUAAAAUUUUAGUGGUACAUUUCAGGUAUACAUAAUGACAACAUUCCUCAUAGGAAAUUUGUGCCUGCACGUGGUCUAUCUUGCUGUCUCUUUUCACCUACCCUCCUUCCCUCCCUUCAACCCCUUUCCUUCCUUGUUUACGAAAGCUUGGUUUCCAGUUUUACUUCUGCUCUUUCUUUCCCUGUUCCUUUCUUCGCCUUCCCUCCUCCCUUGUUCCCCUUCCCAUCUCAACAUUCUGUUCCCAUUCCCCAAUAUCUAUAAUACAUUUUGGUCCUUAUUUACAGUUAUUUCUCACACCAGAAAAAAAUGAAGUAAUUA
Molecule: messenger RNA, 1495 nt
Organism: Octodon degus (degu)
Lineage: Eukaryota; Metazoa; Chordata; Mammalia; Rodentia; Octodontidae
Gene: Iyd
Product: iodotyrosine deiodinase
Exons: 5
Coding region: 40-897 (285 amino acids)
Biological process (GO): thyroid hormone metabolic process
Molecular function (GO): oxidoreductase activity
Source: RefSeq, a predicted model, not a curated record